UAAAGGUACCUUGUAGGGUUGUUGACCACUAACAGCACUAUGGAGUAAUGUUUUUAGUGGUUCCUCAUUUUGUUUGUAUUGUGCACAAGGCCGCACAUGUGAGUCACAUCAUGCCAUUGGUUUCACGCUAUUCCUCUGGUGAACAGUUGGUGAAGAUACCGGGCCAACAAACAUAGUGCCCACAAAGGCAGGGAAGAAGAUGACUGCUGGGAAGUGGACAUGGAUGUAAAUAAUGCACUACUUAAAUGCUUUUUAAAAUUGGCCUUUAAGGAAGGAAAUGUCCUCAAAACGUUUGUUAGAUCUUAAAGACACACACAAGAAGAAACACUGAAUGUUCAAGAGAACUUUUUUUGUUUACAAGAGACCUCUACUGAACACAUAAACGCACCAUGGGCUGUAUAAACAAAAUCGGAUUUUUCCAGGGGCCACUUGAAAGCAGCAGCCACUCUACAGUUUCAGGAGAUGGUUGCAGCCGCAGCGGAACAUAACAGAGAACAAUGUGUUUGUGCAGGAGGAGGACAAGUCAGUCUCUCCGGACACAGUGAAUGAUUAUGGCUGGCCGGUUGCGAGACGGUCCUCGCAACAGUUCAGGAGACUGCGCCGGUGGCCUCCAAACGGCGCGAAUGCCCCGGCAACCAGAACCGUGCAGAGAGAGCGAGGACGCGGCGGAGUCGCUGCGGGAGCUGCCGCGAUGGAUGCGGCUUUACUUCUACGGGAUGCACGGCGUGACUUUGGAUGUCUUGCUCUCAUCGGUGCAAGGGGUUUUAAAUGAUCGGGACCCCAAACUGGUGGGGUUUUCCUCUCCGUAUCUUUGCAUCAUGCAUUCACUGACCCACUUCGCGCUGGAGAAGAUCUACUCACAGAAGAGGUGUUUUCGAGGUCGGCCUGUGGUGUUUCAUCUUGUUUUCUAUCCGUCUGUCUACAUCGGGCUGCAGAUCCUGAUCGGGAACAUCAACACUUUGACCGAGCAGGUGAGGGUGAUAUCUGGGACGCAGCUGGCAGUGCAUUACAUCCUGGCUCUGUAUUUCGCCCAUGUGUUUCACAGAGGGCUGUCCAGGCUGCAGUAUAACACCUCCUGCCCUCCCGACCUCCAGAGCAAGCCCGGCCCGGAGAAGAGCGCACCUGUGCGGGGGCCUCCUCACAGCCUCCCCGGCUUUGUGCGGUUCCUGUUUUUCGGGAUGCAUGGCUUUCUGGACGAGGUGGUUUUCACCUCCAUAUUCAACCUGGUGGAAAAAUCGGACAGGACCCUCAGCGGUCACACGUCACUGUGGUCUUUCCUGAUGUACGGAAGCUGCAGCUUCGUGGUGGAAAAGCUCUACCUUCACCUGCACUUCAGCAGAGGCUGGGGGACUUGGCGGCGGCUCCCCAUCUACAUCUGCUUUAUCUACACCUGGGAGUUCUCCUGGGGUCUGGUCCUGAGGCAGUUUGACGCCUGCUCCUGGGAUUACUCCCACUAUCCUCACAACUUCAUGGGACUAAUCACCCUCCUUUACCUGCCAGGCUGGGUCUGUCUGAGUCUGUAUCAGGACGUGCUGUCUAAUGUCCUGCUGAGGAUCAAGUGCACCAAAGAUGUAACUGAUUGGAGUGGGGAGAAUGGCGAGGUCAAUGGACAAGUGGAGUCUAAGAAAAAAAUACUUUAAUUCUUUUUUUAGGUUAUUUUUAAUACUUUUUAGGAAAGGUCUGGCCCCCGAGGAACAUACAGGCUUCACUUUUGUUCAAAUUUAGGGAGUGGAUGUCUUUUUCAAAGUGAUAAAAGACUUAAAAUUCAAUGUUUGUCAAGAAGUUUUAGAGGUAAUGAUAUAAAAUGGGACCAUAUUUGGCCUUUCAACUAUAAUCAUGGUAUAAACAUGUCUGAGGAUGUGUUUUACCUGUGCCAGCUCAAGUUUAGCAUUUGUCCAUGCACAUAUUGAAGUAUUAACUACUUUGGUUCUGACAGGAGAAAGGCGAUAUGUUGCCAUGACAACAGAUGUUGAUAUGUUGCAUACAGGAGUCUGGACACUUCUUCCUAUUAUGCAGAUUUGACAUUUUCCUGCAAUGUCAAUAUUUCUGGGCCCAGUAAUGAAGGUAAAACACAACUAAGGACCAUGAUUGUUUACUCAACUCAUUUAAAUUCAUUAUACGUACUGCCAUUUUUAUCUAUCUGAUGUAAAAUAUAGUUGUAAUAUUAACCAGUUUUACAAGUCUUCACAACUUUGGAAACUUGUGUGAAAAUAUUGAGUUUUCUAAUGACUGCAGUGGCAGGCUUGCCACCUUAUAUGUUACUAGUUCUGGUUGGAUCGAUUGUGUCACUCACUUAUUCAUUAGCAUGCUUUAACUGUAGCUCAUAUCUGCAUGCUAAACAGACAAAGCAGCAAAAAAAUAUGUAUAAAUAAAAUAAAAACAUCUGGAAGGUUUUGUUUCAAAACAGUCAUGGUUUAGGUUUGGUUAACCAAAAUACAUGCAUUGCUGCCCUAAAAGUCAGUAUUUUCAAGAAAAAAGAAGACAUAAUGACAACAAAAAUGCAAGCAACCAAUUUUUAAGAUGAUUUUUUAAACUGUUAAUGUUACAUUUUGAAACAAACUCCCCCAUUUUCACCCAGAUUGUGAAUACGACCCUGAAUAAUGCAUGGCAACUAUUAGAGUUAGAGAUAAUCCCAGUGAAUAUGUAGCAAGAGAAAACCUGUAGCUGUGCGGAUAAACGGAGCCAAGUGAGAUUUUACUGUGAAUCUUUCAUGAACCAAAUGUUACUUUGCUGGAGUGCCUUCCUGCGAAAACUGAGUUAACUCAAGCAAAACAAGGCUCAGUGUCCUAGGGGCUCCUGUUUUUAUCUGUAAGUGCUACAGUUGUGGGAGUCACAGCCCAACAACACAUAUUUGAAGCACAGCACUCUUUUGUUAGAUAUUACUAUAAAACAUUUUAACCUUGAGCCCUAAUGACAGGCUUUUAAUCAAUGAGACUGAAUUCUUUCAAUAAUCAGCAAUGAGAAAAAGAUGAGAUUGCAUCCUAAAUGAUUUGUUUUUUUAUCUCCACUGAAAAGAUAAAAUGAAAUAACCAACGUCAAUACAAAUUCAAAACAGGAAUAAAAUAUUUAAGCUUAAUUUAUAACCAAAGCAGUUAAAAGUUACACAUUUAUAUGACUGACAAGAAGGGUUUCACCAUCAAAUGAUUUUUUGUGCAGGUUUAUGCUUAAGUAUAUACUAAAGGGACAAAUAAUGUUUAAAUCAGGUGCAUUGUGCUUUCUAUGUUAUUCACUGUAAGAAAUGCAUCUGGUCCUGCCGUAAAAUAAUGAUAGUCACACAUUUGCCACACCCCUGUUUUGCAAUACUUUUACUGUACUUUAUGAGAAUUUGUUAUAGCUCCAUGCAGCAAGUCUAGUGAAGUCACAUUUCUAAAUUAGAAAGUUGAUCUCAAAACUGAUGUUCACAUUUUUUUAAAAGCAUCAAGCAUCCUCAGAGCUGCUGCAGAAACAGAGAAAAGCUUAUAGGCCAUUCAGCCUCAAAGACAACAUAAUUGAUUUGAAUCCAUGAGUCAAAUUAAAGCCUUUAGUUAAACAUCCCCAAUAAAACUCCAGCUGUGUGUAUUGUACUGUGCUGUCCUGACACUCAAAUUGGCUUGACGAUGGCCUUAUGCCUUAUGAAAACACCAAUCUAAGUACCUUGCACUGUGACUAUUCAAAUGGUUGUGAAUCUUGGCAAAACCGUCCUACUCUACCAGUCACUUUGUUAGGUCACCAGCCAUCAUUUUGAGUUUGUUUUUUAAAGCAAGUAGCUGAUGAACUGAUGGAGGUUUCACUCCCACAGUAGCAUUUUAACUUGGUGCUGGAAUCAGUUGUCAUUCAUGAAGCUGCCCUUUAUUAAUUUCUUGAUAAUUGAUAAUAAUAUAUUUAGUUUUAAUCACACCUCUAAAAUAAGAUGGUUUGAAUUAAAUUACUGUAGGUAUGAAUAGCAUUUUACAGAUCUUUAGAUAAGCUUGCGAUCCUGUUACAACAUAGAAUUGGCUCUAAGGAUUCAAUAAUUACUGGUACCUUCAGUGCAGGACAAAGUAAUGUUUAUCUGCCCUUGUAUGUUGUGGAAGUGACACUGAAAAACACACACAUAAUUUAAAUAUAUUAGAAUAUUUUUCUUAACAUGUGAGAAUCUAUUUCCUUUUAUGUCUGUGGGCAGCAGUUUAUCAAGAAAUCAAAAUUCAUUUUGUCUAUACAUAUUUAGAAAGAUAAUUGGCACAUCUUGUGAAUUGCUUUAUCAACAAACAUAGUUGUCAAUGUUUAUUUCAAAACCAUGUGAAAUUAUAUCAGAAGUGAUACAGCUAGAACUGAAAGUGAACAGUCCUGCCUGUGUCUGGUGUGUUUCGCUUUCGACUUGGCAGCUAUAACGGGUUUUUCAGCAUUUUCAUUGUCUGAACCACAACUGCUGGAGUGAACUGAAGUAGAAUAACUGUAUUUUAAUCAAACAUUUACAUACUGUGCUGAUGUGUUAUUCACCAGUUUGAAAAAAAAGACCAAACUGCUUUUUACAAAGUAUGAAAGGUUGGUUGAAAUAAAAGACGAAAAAAAAGUGACUGACUUGCAAUGGCAUGUACUGUACGACUUACAACUUCCAUUAAAUCUGAAAGAUUCCUGUGACACGA
Molecule: messenger RNA, 4604 nt
Organism: Thunnus maccoyii (southern bluefin tuna)
Lineage: Eukaryota; Metazoa; Chordata; Actinopteri; Scombriformes; Scombridae
Product: transmembrane protein 229A
Exons: 1
Coding region: 546-1640 (364 amino acids)
Source: RefSeq, a predicted model, not a curated record